Molecule: messenger RNA, 1283 nt
Organism: Pyrenophora tritici-repentis Pt-1C-BFP
Lineage: Eukaryota; Fungi; Ascomycota; Dothideomycetes; Pleosporales; Pleosporaceae
Product: Rna, Ribonuclease I
Biological process (GO): RNA catabolic process
Cellular component (GO): extracellular region
Molecular function (GO): RNA binding; ribonuclease T2 activity
Source: RefSeq, a predicted model, not a curated record
AUGCCUUCUCUCAGGACACUCAGCAAGUUUGUGGUUGGCGGUGCACAGGUCAUCCUCGGUGGUGGAGGCCGUGUCUUGGGCGACUUCACCCAAACUUGUCCCAACGCUCAAUUGAGCUGCCACAACACGACUAUUGUGGAGAACCUGUGCUGCUUCAAUGCGCCAGGUGGGCAGAUGCUACAGACGCAAUUCUGGGAUUACUCGCCAUCAACGGGUCCAGUGGAUAGCUGGACCGUUCACGGAUUAUGGCCCGAUCUAUGCGAUGGCACAUACGAAGCGAACUGCGACUCCUCGCGCUCCUACUCGAACAUUAGCGCCAUCCUCAACUCCUUCGGCGCAACAGAUCUCCUAUCCUACAUGUCCACCUACUGGAAAGACUACCAAGGCAAGGACGAUUCUUUCUGGGGCCACGAGUGGUCCAAACACGGCACGUGCGUAAGCACCCUUGCCCCAGACUGCUACGACGACCAUAAGCCCACCGAGGAAGUCGUCGACUUCUUCCAAAAGACCGUGGACCUCUUCAAGACGCUACCUAGCUACGAGUGGCUCAGCGAAGCAGGCAUCACACCCAGCACAAGCAAAACCUACACCUUCUCCGACAUCCAAAACGCUAUCCAAGCAAAGAGACCCGGUGUCUCUGUCACCCUGGGCUGCAAGUCCGGUGCCUUGAAUGAAAUCUGGUACCACUUCGACGUCCGCGGUAGCUUGCAAACCGGCGACUUUGUCCCUGCGAACCCCGAUGGCAGUAAAUCUACUUGCCCACAGACGGGCAUCAAGUACAUCCCUAAAAAGGGCGGUGCUGAUCCUCCAUCUACCACCACAACCGUUGGCUCCCCAGCACCAACAUCUACUAACCCGUCAGGGACACCCUACAGCGGCCGCGGAACCCUCAACGUCAUGGUCAACGGCGCGAAGAAGGGCUGCAUCAUUUCAAAAGGUACCUGGUACACCACCGGUACGUGUGCGACAUUCACCGCCUCCGAUGCCGGCGACGGCUUUACCCUGAGCUCCAGCAAGGGCAAGUGCGGCAUCGUUGGAGGAGCGCUUUCGUGCGAUUCCACCGUGUCGAGCGGCACUGGGUUCACGAGUGUAGAUGGCAAUUUGGCGGCUGGAGGCAAUGCCAUGUGGAGCGCGGAUAAGGUUGCGUCAGGAAGUACACAGCAGACUGUGUACGCGGGUGGGGAUCACUCGUCGACGUUUUCCAUUACUUGGUCGUCGGCUUAGACGGAUUAGCGCUUUUGCUUUGUUGUAGUGUGUUGGUUAUAGGAAUUCUACACUAAGCC